AUGAAGAAGCUUAAGGGUCUUGGAGCUGGGCUAUUGUCUGUUUGGCUAUCUGGGUUUCUCUUAAUCGCUCUCUCCUUCUACGGUACUCAGCUUCUUUCUCCUUCUUCCCUCGAUGAUCGAUCUUUGUUUGCACGCGUCUCCAUUUCUCCAAGAAUCACCAUUUUCACUGCUCUUAAUGGCUCCUCCUCUUUGGAAGAAGAAAAUACCAAAGCUUUACUCUGUAUUCGUUCAUGGCUCGCUUUGUCUUCUCAAGUCACUGUUGUGUUAUUCACUCAACACAUCUCUUCUUCUUCCUUCACCGACAAAUUUGGUUCUCGUCUUCUUCUCGAUUCCACCAUUGAUUUCACGUUUCUUGGUACUCCAUUUGUACACUCCAUGCUGGCUAGAAGUGAAGCUUAUGUAUCAGAUAUAGCUGUUCUGAUGGAUCCAGAGACUGUUCUACUGCCAGAUUUCGUUUCGGCUUUGAAUUACGCUCACGACGUUGACCGUGAUUGGCUUCUCGUUUCUUCGUCAGUGGAAAUUCCCCGUUUCCCGUUCCAUUGGGACGAGAAGGGACAUUUCUGGCGUCAGGAGAAUAGGAGAAGAGUGAGAUUUGGUGAGUUGCAGAAGAUGAUAAGUAUGCGGAGUUGGAAAUCGAAUUCUAGCGAAAGGAAAAUGAUUUUGGCAUGGAAUAACAUGGAUGUGCCCUUGCAUUGUGGAGUCGUUCCACCAUUUUUGUAUCAAAGAGGAACUUACAAUCAAUGGAUCGUUAACGAGGCGAUGUCAUGUAAACAAAGGUUUGUGUUUGAUGCCACUUCGACCAUAUCGAGCUUUUGCCUAAGCAAUGCAGAGAACAAGUAUAAUAGGAGUGAUAAUGUCUUAGAACCGCAAACAAGAAACUGGGAAUAUAUAGGAAACUCCCGUCUCGGGCAGCUCUACGGGUCAUUGUUCUUCAAUGACAACAAGUCUUCUACUCUACCAAAGCUUUUGAAGUGCAACAAGCGGUAUAUAUUUGUUAGUGCUUCAGAUCGUUCCAAUGAUUCGUCUAUACCGAAAGGAAACACUGGCUUAAAUGUUGGAUUUCGGACGCGUGAGAAGAUCUCAGCUUGUAUCAGCAGAAGUAAAUCGCGAAGCUUGAAAAUAGAUUUUGUGCAGAACGAUCAGGCAUUGCCACUAUUGAAGUUUCCUUUUGACCUUGAGUCUCUUCUCCCAUUAGUUGCAGACAAGAACAGAACUGUUGUUCUUUCAAUUGCUGGGUAUAGCUAUAAGGACAUGCUUAUGAGUUGGGUCUGCAGGUUACGCCGCCUCGCAGUUUCAAAUUUCUUAGUGUGUGCCCUUGAUGAUGAAACUUAUCAGUUUUCUAUAUUGCAGGGUCUGCCAGUUUUCGUUGAUCCAUACGCCCCGAAGAACAUUAGCUUCAAUGAUUGCCACUUUGGAUCGAAGUGUUUCCAGAAAGUGACCAAAGUUAAGUCAAGAACAGUUUUGAAGAUACUGAAGCUGGGCUAUAACGUUCUCUUGAGCGAUGUAGAUGUGUAUUGGUUCAGAAACCCGUUGCCUCUGCUUCACUCUUUCGGUCCUUCUGUUCUCGCCGCACAAUCCGACGAAUACAACACAACAGCACCGAUAAACCGACCAAGACGCUUGAAUUCGGGAUUCUACUUUGCACGUUCUGAUGAACCGACAAUAGCAGCAAUGGAGAAAGUGGUGAAGCAUGCUGCAACCUCAGACCUAUCGGAGCAGCCAAGCUUCUACGAUACAUUAUGUGGAGAAGGCGGAAUUCAUCGCUUGCGAGACGAUAGAUGCGUUGAGCCAGAGACAAACCUGACCGUUCAAUUCUUGAACAGAGACUUGUUCCCGAACGGAGCUUAUGGAGAUCUAUGGCUGAAGAAAGAUGUUAGAGCAGAGUGUGAGAAGAAGCAUUGCUUCGUGCUACACAACAACUGGAUCAGUGGGAGAUUGAAGAAACUCGAACGCCAAAUGAUGAAAGGUCUAUGGGAAUAUGAUGCAUCCAUGAGGAUGUGUGUGUUGAGAUAA
This is a messenger RNA of Arabis nemorensis, 2013 nucleotides long. The record is from the annotation of a GenBank genome assembly. NCBI's taxonomy places the organism in Eukaryota, Viridiplantae, Streptophyta, Magnoliopsida, Brassicales, Brassicaceae.